AUGACAGAUGCUGGAGACAUCCAUGUCGCGCACAUGUCUUCGGGCCAAACCAAGGGCCCGGCUUGCUUCACCUGCUGCGAAGGUCAGCAGACUGCCAGGCUGGAUCGUGUUCCGGAAGAGCCGCUGGCCGAAGACUUCAAGUCAGACCAAGGUCUGGCCUUGGAAGAUGCCAGGCCCCUUGAACAGACGGCGCUGGGGGAAAGCCCAAGCCAGGCAUCCGGUGAUGCGUCACAGCCACGAAGAGCCCUUGUGGAGGUGCAACAGGUCCGCCCAAUUUUUGAGCAGGAGCCGGAAGACGAGGUUCCGGCACCAGCUCCAGAGGAAGACCAGGUUUCUGUCGAGUGGGUACCGAAGCCGCGAGCAUCCAUCGUGCAGGCCGUGCCAAGAAAGAGGAACUCGAUCUCCGUCGCGCCGCCUCCGCCAGUGCGUGGCUUCGUGGCGCGGAAGCUCGGAGAUCGGUACGAUUCGAGGUUCAUCAACUGCAUCCGCAGAGUUAUCACAUCACGAGCGUGGGACGUGGCUUCCAUGCUGGUGGUGCUUUGCGCGCUGUUCCUUACCGACAUCUACGGCGUGGCUCAGGCUCCUGAGAAUACGUCACUGGACAUCGUGCUGAUGGUCUGCUUCUUUUUCUUCCUGGCCGAAUUGUUAGCGAAUACGCUCACAAUCGAGUCGUACCUCGGCAGCUUCUUCUUCUGGAUGGACAUCAUAGGCACUGCCUCGAUCGUCUUUGACAUCUCGGUCUUUCUGGGCAGGGAUGUCACGCAGAGAGAGAGGUCCGGAGAGCAUUCUGUUGGAAGCGAUAACGCCGUCUUUGCUCGUGCCUCGCGGGCAGCGAAGCAAGCGGCACGUGCCGGUCGAAUGUCGCGGCUGUUGAAGCUGCUCCGCUUCCUGCCUUUCUUGCAGAACAAAGAUCAAAGUGCUCAACAGGUUGCCAACGCGGUCUCCAACAAGCUGACGGUGAUGCUCGCCACCAGGGUGGCCUUUCUGUCGGUUUGCAUCGUCAUUCUUAUUCCGCUUGCCAGCACGUUCAUGUAUCCAGAGGCAGAGGAUUCAAUGAGUGCCUGGGCAAUUCUCUUAUCCGGUGAUGUUGGAUCGUAUCUUGCGAGCCCAAGCACUGAUGCGAUGAGCAGGAUCAACGCACAGUUGGAGCAGUUUACCAGCUUCUACGUGAAUCUGCCGUACGGUCCUUUCGGGAUGUGUGUCAAAGCCACCACUUCCGCUGAAUUCGACUGUUCAGGCUCGAUGACUGGCCUGGUCUUCCAGAGCACCUUCGUUGAGCCAGCGCGUCAGUCCUCCGUGUUUGAGGUAGAGGCCGCGUACGUCCUGCUUCUCUUCUCCCUCGGUGAAGUGAGAAGGUACGAGGCGCUCUCCAACCUGUGCUGUAUGCUUGUCGUUCUUCUGGUGAUGUUCCUCGGCUGUCUCAUGAUGAGCUCCAGUGUCAACUCCGUAGUCCUCAAACCGCUGCAGCGUGUGGUCAGCGUCCUUCGAGAGCACUGCGCCGAAAUCAUGAAGAUGUCCUUCCAGAUCCGAGACAAGACUGAUACCGACAGCAAGGAGAUGCCGACACGUUUCCCGACAACGACCGAAGCAGAUGCUGAGGAAGGUGAGCUGGACCUGCUGGAGAAGGUCCUGAAAAAGAUCGUCAACAUCUGCGAGGUGGUUAUUCCGACCCGGAGGCGGGCAUCCAACCAGGAAGAGUUCGUGUUCCUGGUUGAUUACGGAGCAGAAAGCCGUGGAGGUGAACAUGUCGCAGCACCCAUCAUGCGCUUGGAGACUGCGGAUCAGAUCGAAGAUACCUCGGCUGGAAUCGACGAGGACAUGAUGCAAAUGUUGGACAACAGAGUGUUGAAUGUGUUCGAGGUAUCCCAAGAGCAGCAGCUCAAAUUAGCUUUUCAUCUGAUGGCCAACACGCGCAGUUGCCGACGAUGGGUGAGGAAGCAGGCCUUGUCGGAGAAGCUGAUGAACUUCAUUGCCGCCAUACAGAGCAGAUACCUGAAGAACCCAUUCCACAACUUCUCGCAUGGGCUGGACGUGCUUUCCGAAGCACGGCUGUAUCUACACAGCAUCAAGUCCUACACGCUCCUGUCGGAGGUGACUGUAUUCUGGUUCUUGAUAGCAGCGCUGGGGCACGACGUUGGUCACCUGGGUGUCAACAACGUGUUUCUCGUCGAGACGUCUCAUGCACUGGCAUUGAGGUACAACGACAAGUCUGUCCUUGAGAACAUGCACUGCAAGCUUUUGUUCGAGGUUCUUAGUGAAGCCAGGACGAACAUGCUGGAGGUCUUGGACAAGGCCGAUUACAAGCUUGCCAGGUCAGGCAUUGUGGAAGUCAUCCUGAGCACCGACAUGGUGCGACACGGCGAGGACGUCAAGGCCUUAUCGAUUGUGUACGCGAUGCACCAGGAGGUCUUCGAGGCGGCUGCGGAAGAUCCGAGCCAGUAUGAACCUGAACAUGCAGCAUCGGUUAUGUCAAAAAAGUUGCAAUGA
Messenger RNA from Symbiodinium necroappetens, 2487 nucleotides. Lineage: Eukaryota; Dinophyceae; Suessiales; Symbiodiniaceae. The record is from the annotation of a GenBank genome assembly.